Molecule: messenger RNA, 2385 nt
Organism: Propithecus coquereli (Coquerel's sifaka)
Lineage: Eukaryota; Metazoa; Chordata; Mammalia; Primates; Indriidae
Product: mesothelin-like protein
Exons: 18
Coding region: 1-2385 (794 amino acids)
Biological process (GO): cell-matrix adhesion
Cellular component (GO): cell surface
Source: RefSeq, a predicted model, not a curated record
AUGAGUGAGCAAGGCUCUGAGGGUGUGGGCGUGACCAGGCAAGGUCCCCUGGAUGGGGGCCACGAGGGGCCUUCCUCAGACAAGUGGCCGGGCAGACUCUGGGGGCUGCCCGGCCUCACUGCCCCUCACCACAGCUGGGUGCAGCUGUCGGAGCCACUGCGUCCCGCUGAGCUGGCCCAGCUGGUGGCCGAGGGGCCCUUCGAGACCCAUCCUGAGCUGGACGGGACUCUGGGCUGCCCCUUCCUGGGCCCCUCGGGCUCAGCAGACAGCGUCGCCGAGGACGUGGCUGCAGGCAUCAGGAGAGCAGGGCUCUCGGCGGGGAUAGGGCUGCGUGUGGCUCGGUCGUCCACCAACAAAGCUGUCCCUGGCAUGCGCCAAUACACGCUCUCUCUGCCCUUGGACGUCUCAGCCAAGACGACCAGCGCACCCCGCCGCACAGACAUGGGCCCCAGAGUGGGUGCCCUGGCAGGCCGUGGCCUCGCCCUCCUGUCCCUCACUGCCCACUGCUCCCGGCCCCGGGCUGAGGGCUUGGCCCAGGGAGGGCUGGACGCCGGCGGGGCCGACCCGAGGGCCAGCGCCGACAGCUCCCUGCUGCAAGACUUCUGGUGCUGGCCGGCCAGCCAGCUGCCCCGGGACCGGCUCUCAGCCCUGGUCAGGAAGAUGGCCGCGCUGCAGGUCCUGCUCGAAGCCUGGCAGCUCAGCUGCCUGGCCAACCUGGCAGCGCAGCGCGGCCUUCAGGAGGACUUCCCGCUCCACCCGCCGGACCUGCUGCUCUUCUACAACCUGUCCCAGGUGAGGGAAGCCGACUGCCGCGCCUUCACCGGCCGCGCCGCCCAGGGGCGCCUGGAGCUGCUGGCCAACCUGCCUGACCAGAGAGUGGCCCUGCGACGCGCCGCCCUGGCCUGCCUGGGGGGGCCCCACCCGCGGCUCACAGCCCCUGACCUGCUGCUCCUCGGGGCGCUGGUGUGUGACAUGGACCCGUCCAGCAUCGUCGCCGCGGACCCGCCCGUGCUGCAGAACCUGUGGCGCUGCCCCGGGCUGACGGCCGCCCAGGGGGCCGCCCUGAACGCGCUGCUGGCCGGUGGGAGGACCCAGCUCGGGCCCCCCGCCUCCUGGACCCUGGAGGGGCUGCAGGCCCUGGGGCCCCUGGCUACCUACAUCAGCCCCCGCCUGUGGGUGCAGGUACAGGAGGCCACGGGCCUGGACUUCUUCCGCAGCGUGGUGGCUGCAUGCCGUGCGGGACGGCUCAGCCGCCAGGAUGCCGGGCGCUUCGUCACCAGCUUUCUGGAGUCCCAGGUCAACGCCGUGCCCUCAAGGCCCAAGCGGGGCGCAGGGAGGUCCUGUGUCCACGGCAACAUCACGGCAGCCACGCUGCGGGACGACCUCUUCCUGGUGCGCUACGACUGCGCCCAGCUCCGGCUCUGCCUGGGCAGCCGCGUGCUGGCGACCGGCCUGGACGCCCUGCUGCAGCACCCCCUGCCCACCGAGUGCCAGCGCGUCGUCAAGGCCAAGCUCGCACAGCUCUACCCGCGGGGCCUCCCCGAGGACCAGCUGCGGCUCAUCCCCUCGCUGGUCUACCUCUACUCGCGUGCCGAGAUCGGCCAGUGGAACAUCACGUCCAGGGACACGCUCGUGGCCCUGCUGGCCUCGGGCGUGGCCCUGGACAACCAGACGGAGGCCGUCCUGCAGAAGUUCCUGGACCACAACGGGACGGUCACCGGCGCCCUGCUGGUGGCCAUCGGGGGCUCCCGCCUCUGCUGGAUGAGUCCGCAGCAGAUCCAAACCAUCCGGCCCUUGGAGUUCCGGCUGGCCGGAGCCCUGGACGUCUCGUCCUGCCCCCAGAGCCGGAAGGACGUGCUCUAUGCCAAGGCCCGGGAGGCCUUCAGCAACAGCAGGACCAUGGCCUCCUACUACCGCUUCAUGCGCCCCUACCUGGGCGGCGCCCCCGUGGAGGAGCUGCGGCACCUGGCCCAGGCGAACGUCUCCAUGGACAUCGACACCUUCACCAACCUGAACCCCCGCGUGCUGCAGAGCCUGAGCGUCGGCAACGUGACCACGCUGCUGGGGCAGAACGCGGGGGACCUGUGGAAGGCCCGCAGCCACCCCACCGUCAGCUCCUGGCUCCGUGGCCUCAACAGCUCGGCCCUGGGCUCGCUCGGCCUGGACCCCGACCUUGCCAGCCCCGCCCUGCCGCCCCACGCGACCGGGGCGUCCCCCAGCACCACCCCCCCAGCGCCCCACCUAGUCCCCACCUGGGGCCUGCCUGGGAAGGACGCCGAGGCUCCCACCUCGGGCAGCCCACAUGCCCCCCUGGGGUGUCUGCCGCUGGCCAUGGCCCUGCCCUCCGGCCUCCUGUGGCUGCUGCAUCGCGGCACCCGGGCCUGA